AUGAUGGCAUCAAGACGAAGCCUUCAAGUUCAACCUGAUUAUGGAUAUGGGCGCCCGGUUCCCAUCCAACCCAUCGGUACGAUGAGCGCCUCCAGAAGCAAUGCCUACCAAGAAGUCGUACAAACUGGAUACGAGAACUCCUUCUAUCCGGCAAGCAGCGCCACAUACACUCCAUCAACUUCCAGUUACAGUCCCCCUGGCCCAAUCGCAACGGUACCUGCAGGGGCCAGCCUAAUUCGACCUGACUACACUUCCAAAGGAUACAACAUGGGAGCAUCCUCAGCUCUGUACGGCUCUGCCGGCCCCGGGUACAAUUCGUACUCAAGUCCAAACUCAAGUUGGGAACCUCAAGGCAGGAUUUCACCCGAGACAUAUGAGGACUAUGUGGCAUCCCCAAGCCCAAGUGAUUAUGUGCUUGACCCUUCAAGCAAAUCAGUAAGCAAGUCCAAGAACGAAGGGAAAGCCCAUUCCCAGCAAAGGCGUCCUUCCAAUAGGGACGAAUUCGACGGACCACAUCAGUUUCUCCAACGCCCACCACCGGACUAUAUUGCCCAGCAGGAAAGAGAUUUGCCACAUCUACCCACAAAUCUUGUCGUUCACGAGCAGGAUAGUAUCCUUACGCAAGUCAAUGAUCGGCUGUCUCAGUGUGCAUUUGAUUUCGUUGCAAAGUAUCAAUUUCCAAUUCCACUAGCCAACGGGGAGAUGAGACCAGUGGAGAGACCUCAAGACCGGGAAUGGACGGAGUGGGUAUAUCUCUUGAAGCGUUUGGCUACAAAGCGACGGAUACCAGCCAGGGUUCUGUACAAUGGCCAGAUAAAACAAUUUAUCACCAUCUUGGAGAAUUCUUUGGAGAUGCGCCACGCCGCGAAACACCAAUCUCGUCCUCUCAAGGACGACAGGAACAUACUCCAGUUGAUUUCCGCUGGAAUCCAGGUCGCAAAGAUACUGAAAGAUUCCGCAGCAAUGAGUGCCCUUGAUAAUUUAUACGUUGCAACUGAGCAGCAGAUUCAGGAACGGGCUCAUAGCCACCGCUAUAGAGCAUAA
Molecule: messenger RNA, 1044 nt
Organism: Cadophora gregata
Lineage: Eukaryota; Fungi; Ascomycota; Leotiomycetes; Helotiales; Ploettnerulaceae
Exons: 3
Coding region: 1-1044 (347 amino acids)
Source: RefSeq, a predicted model, not a curated record